Molecule: messenger RNA, 1447 nt
Organism: Hibiscus syriacus
Lineage: Eukaryota; Viridiplantae; Streptophyta; Magnoliopsida; Malvales; Malvaceae
Exons: 4
Coding region: 73-756 (227 amino acids)
Source: RefSeq, a predicted model, not a curated record
UUUUGUGUUACUUAUUUAAAUGGACUGGCGAUUAAGAAAUGCUUCUCUUAUCUGUUUACCUAAACCAAAUCCAUGGAAGACGUUGCUGAAGAGUAUCAUGAUUUCAUGGAUCAUAUACUAUUCCCCCACUGGGUUCAGAGCCAAAAUCAACCUGGGAUAAGCACUGGAGUUGCCACAGGGCAGAUCAGUAAUGUUAGCACACCCCAAGCGUUUCAAUCUCCAAACGUUUCCAAUGGUUCGGUUUUGAAACGCAACGUUUCAAACUUAUGUGGACAUGAACGAGCUUUGAGGAAAAGGAGAAUUGAUCAGGCGUAUCGGGAAAGAUGCAGGACUCUCAAAACGGAAAUGCAAUCGAAUAUGGAGAACCUUAAAGGAGAAAAUGAUUCUUUAAAGAUAGAGAAUGAAGCCUUGAAAGAUGCUAAUUCUUUGAUGAAUCAAACUUUGAAAGAUCAAGAAAAUGAGAUUGAGAAGUUGAGGAGUGAUCUUGUUCAGAUUAAGCGCGAGUAUGAGCAGCAAAACGUUCUUGUGCAAACUCUUUCAGGGCUUUUAGCUGAUCCAAUGAGGCUUGAAAACGAGAAGUUAAAAGAUGAAAAUGCAUUUUUGAGGGAAAAUGCCGAUCUUAAUGGUAACUUACCACAUCUUGCAGAGGAUAAUGCGAAAUUAAGAAUCGAAAAUAAAGCACUCAAGGUGCAGAACGAUGCUUUAUGUGGGAAGAUUAUCAGCGAUAAUGACAAGAAACGUGAACAAGAUCAGUAAGCUAAAUUAGUACUACAAAAUGAAGAUAAGCCCUGUGUUCUUUCUCAGUUGACGACACGUGCUGUAUUUUAUUUCAUGGCACACCUUGUCUUUCUCUGUCCUUUUCCUUUCUACUCAUCUUCAAUCCUUCAUGCACCAUGUGGCUACUUAUGACUUAUCUUCUCAUAGCACUUUAGCUUUCUUGUUCUUGACCUCACUUCUUUCCUAGAUCUUUUAGAUCUUCAAUCGAUUAGCAUCCUUGAUCUAUCUUCUCUUGUUUUCGCACUUUUCAUGCCUUCCUUGUGCUCGCCCCUUUCUCACUUCCUUGGAACCGGAAGGCCGGAAAAGAAAAACGAAUAUGGUUUUCUAGUAUUCCUUUCAUGUGUGUAUAGCUGGCUGACGGGUAGAUGGUAAUCGCCCGGUACCAUGGUGAGUUGUAGGGGGUAGUCAUAAAGGAGUAACAUUGGUGGUGUUGUAAUGAUAUCGAAAUUAGCUUGAUCUUAAUUCCUCUUCCAGUUUGGACCUUGAAUUUGAUUGUGUUUGUGUAUAAUCUUUUAUUAUGGGGGAAAAGAAGUAUUUGAUAUUGUUUAGGCGUAGUAAUUGCAUGAAAAUCAAGUGCCUUUGCUUAUUUGUGUAGAUAUUGGCUUGGUUUCAUCAAUGUAUUAUACUGGAUCACUUUACCAGAGAAAAAGUAGAGUUUACGUUUCAAUUA